CUUAUCAAUGGAAAUACAGACAGUGUUGUUAUGCAGACAGCAGCUCAAGAAUUCCCCAUUUCCUGCUGUUGCUUAAGUGAAGAUCUUAAAUUUGCAGCUUUUGGACAGGAGAGUGGAACAAUAAAGGUGCUACAGUUGUUGGAUGGAAAAGUUCUGAACUCCCGGGAGGCCUACAGGACAUCUGUGCAGCAUUGUCGAUUUACCUCUGAUUGUCAGACUCUCAUUUCAAGUGCUCAUGAUUCAGUUAUACAGGUAUGGAAUUGGCAGUUGAGCGAAUGUGUGUUUCUAAGAGGGCACAAGGAAGCAAUCAAGGAUUUUAGACUUCUGGAAAAUUCAAAACUUCUUUCUUGGUCAUUUGAUGGAACUGUUAAGGUUUGGAAUAUUACUACUGGAAACACAGAAAAAGAUUUUGCUUGCCACGGAGGUGCUGUUCUUUCCUGUGCUGUUUCCCCUGAUGGUAGUAAAUUUUCAUCUACUUCUGCUGACAAAACUGCAAAGAUAUGGAGCUUUGGAAGUUCAUCUGUUCUUCAUGAGCUGAAAGGUCAUGAAGCCUGUGUGCGGUGCUGUACUUUCUCUCCUAAUAACAAGUUAUUGGCCACUGGAGAUGACAAAGGAGAAAUAAGGAUUUGGGAUGUUUUAACAGGUGCAUUACUUCACUCCUGCUCCCCAGUUACUGUAGAUGAAGGAGAACCAACACAUGGUGGCUGGGUAACAGACCUGUCAUUUUCUCCUGACAGUAAAAUGCUUGUGUCAUCUGGAGGUUUUCUUAAGUGGUGGAAUGUAACUACUGGAGAAUCCUUACAAACCUUCUACACGAACGGAACAAACCUCAAGUCGAUACAUGUGUCUCCUAAUUUCAAAGUGUAUGUGACCGUUGAUAAUCUUG
This is a messenger RNA of Tauraco erythrolophus (red-crested turaco), 886 nucleotides long. The record is from RefSeq and is a predicted model, not a curated record. Lineage: Eukaryota; Metazoa; Chordata; Aves; Musophagiformes; Musophagidae.